Molecule: messenger RNA, 3054 nt
Organism: Chaetomium globosum CBS 148.51
Lineage: Eukaryota; Fungi; Ascomycota; Sordariomycetes; Sordariales; Chaetomiaceae
Exons: 1
Coding region: 1-3054 (1017 amino acids)
Source: RefSeq, a predicted model, not a curated record
AUGCCUCGCGCGUCAAAUUCAGCAAAGCGACACCAGGCAGCGAGCAAUCAGCGCGACACCCGCCACGAGAAUGGCCUGGUAGGCCCCGGCAAGCGCGUCAUCAAGCGAAAGAGCCAAACCCAGCUUGAUGACGGCUCCAAGCUCGCCGUCGACAGCGCCUCGGUGCCGCCCGUCCCCCCUCUUCCCACUACUCUGAAUGGUUUCGCCACACAUCUCGACGACAUGCCCCCCGAGCACCGAGCGACCGAGCUGCUGCGCCGCGGUUCUCUGGGCACCUAUUCUGAGUCCUCGUCCACCGAUUCGCUCCCCGCCCCUUCCGCGCAUGAUGUCUCCGAAGCAACCCAUCGGCGGAUCGAUGUCAACGAUGCGAAGAAUACCAAUGUGCACCGCGACCCGGGCCCCUUGGAUCUUGCCAUCACCGUGCUCCGGUCCUGCCCCCUGGCCGACACCAUUGCCAUCUUGAUCAUCCUCAUGCAGGCGUCGCCCGCUGUCUUGGCCACCAUCUACAUGCUCUUCACUGUUCUCACUUUUGUCCCUCCGGUGACCACCAGCUCGGGUCUCAGUAUCACCGAGAUCUUUGACGGCAGCCAGGGCAUCCCCUCCCUGUGGACGUUAAUCUGGAUGGAUGUUAUCAUGUUGCUCAUAUGGUUGUUUCUCUGGGCGCCGGUCCAGCAGUUCAUACUGGAUCUCGCUCAAGUUGUCAUCUCGUAUACGUUAGGAGGCGGAGGCACAUCUCGGCAGGGAACAACCCCCGGUAUCGUGCUCUGUGUUGGCAUUGUCGGCGUGACGCAUUGGAUUCAAAAGUGGAAUGGGCUGUCUCGGUUUACAACAAUAUUUGGCUCGACCCGUCUUCUAUCUUCCGACGCCGAGCCGAGUCUACGCAUGUUCGAUAAGAAGGGCCCCUACGGAUGGGUAAGGAGCGUUUUGGCGAUCCACAUCCUCACACAGGGCAUUGUUCGAUGCAUCCGAGAAUGGUAUCUGCGCAGGGAGCGGCGGGACUUGCAGUCACAGGGCCUUUUAGACCCUGAGUCUGGCAAGACGGUGUCGUUUCCAGGAGAAGGUUGUUCCGAUGUCGCCCUUAUGGCGGCCGACAGCGAUGCUCACCUACAGACAAGCGCGGCCCAUCUCACCAGCAAGAAAAGGAGGAAACAGAGCGCCCAGGUCAGGAUCAAGCAGCCGCUCUGGGCCGCACUUGCUAGCACCAAGAUUGUCAUGGUCAAGGAGUACGAGUUGUCGCACGCAGCAAGCGAGUCGGCUGGCUCCAAUGCCACGGACAUUCACAAUCUUGGUAACGCGCCCUUUCACACCCAACCUGAACAAGUAUGGAUCUGCUACGUCGGUUGCGACGAAGUUUGUUUUAACACCAGUCACUUUCCGGACGUUGAGGACGACGACGACGUGCCUCUCGAAGAGAGCAAUCAAGGGAUCGAUGCUUCCAAACCAUUCUACGUCCGGGUCAACAAGGCGAUUUGGCAGCCAACGCGAAUUAUCCCGAUUGAGAACCCAGAGGAGGAAAACUACGAGGGCACGCGUUGGACCGGCGACAUUUAUGGUCUGACCCCUCUAUCCAACUACGAAUGCGAGUUCAUCAGCACACGGACGGGUGAGGUGUUGUUUUCGACAAGCAUUCGAACCGUCGCAGCGAAGAGCAAGGACACUGAAGCUGCGCCCACAACCAAGCCGCGGUCACAUUCGCGCCAUGACUCCCCCGCCACAACGCUUCGAGCCUCGAUCGCGGCAGCCGAGGUGAAACUUGCCGACGAAAAGGCUCGCCUCAAGGCUGUCCGGAAGGACAAUAACCGGAAGCUCAAUGCUACCCGGAAAGAGAUCGAGAAGCUCACAUCAGCCGUUCAAACUGCUGGGGGUGACGACGAGAAAUUGCGACAGAAGAUCGCCCAGAACAAAAUCCAGGAGAAACGUGCCGAGGAAUCUACCUGCGAGCUGGAGGCCCAGCUCAGGGAGCUCGAGGCAGUACCGGAGAAACUGGUCAAGGAGCACCGCGCGAAGCAUGACGAGUGGGCGUCGGAGAAGGCCAAGUUUGAUAAGGCCCGGGCAUCGUUCAAGACUUUCAAGUCGUCGAUCGACAAGCAGAUCAAGGCUCUGGAUGAGGAGAAGGCCACCCUGCAGGCGAAGAGGAACAAGAUCGCUGCUCGCAUCGCCAAGGUUGACGACGAGCAUGCGCGCAUAACGGAUGCGAAUGCCCGGGGGUUAAACGAGGCCGAGCGGCGUCGUCAAGAGCGCGCCAACCUCGCCGCGGAACUGGCGCGAGCCGAGCAGAAUCUCCGAGACAGGGUCCAGGCCCUGCGCCUCAAUAACGCCACCAAGCAAGCCCAAGUCCACGCCAUGGCAGCCCACAUGCAGGAGUACCUCGCCAGCUUCCAAAAGGAGCCCACCUACGACAUGGGCCCGCAGCCGAACCACUUCACGUCCGCUGGGCCCUGGGCGACCAUCCCCGCCCCCCAGUUCAACCCGCAGCCUGCAUGGCCACCGGUAUCGAUGCCCAUGUCCACCCACGCCACGCCCCUCAUGGCCCACGCCCAGCUAUCCACCUUCUCGACCCCAAUGCAAGCCGCCCUCAGCACCCCGCCGCGGCCUCACCGGAUGCGGGGCCGCUCCUCGUCCAUGCUCAGCGACGUCUCGGGCUUCACACAGUCCACCGACGAAGACGACCACGACAGCGGCAACAGCCUCAACAACGCGAGCACCGUCGUCGGCGCGCCCGUCGGCGCCCACCACUAUACCCGCGGCGGCGGACUCCUCGGCGGCAGCGGCGGCAGCGGCGGCAGCAGCAGCAGCCCGUACGGCAUGUCGGCCGGCACGGCCACCACCACCACCACCACCACCACCACCACCACCCUGCGGGGCCCGCCCCCCGGCUUCCACGUCAAGAGCGGGUCGGCGUUUGGGUCGGGGUCGGGGUCGGGAUCCGGCUCGUUGGGUUCCGGCUCUGGCGGCUCGGGCUUCGGGUCCGGCGGCUCGGGCCGCAGCAGCGUGCGCUCGGGCAGUGGCAGCGGUGCGUCGUUGGGCGCGGCAGAGGCCGUCAGUCCGAUUUGA